Molecule: messenger RNA, 768 nt
Organism: Heterostelium album PN500
Lineage: Eukaryota; Evosea; Eumycetozoa; Acytosteliales; Acytosteliaceae
Exons: 15
Coding region: 1-768 (255 amino acids)
Source: RefSeq, a predicted model, not a curated record
AUGGCAUUAUUUUCAAACUUAACUAGUAUGGGUCAACCAUCUUCAACAGUAAACAAUAAUAAUAAUGUAUUAAGUGGUGGUCAAACACAAGGAAUGAAUCAAAUGGUUUCACAAGAGAUGGUCAAAGGUGAAGGUGUCUUUGCAAAUAAUCCUUUUAUGAAUAUGGUUAAUAAAUCUACUAGUUCAUUGUUAUCUAUGGCUGUAAAGAACCUACCAGAUUUCGAGAAAAGAAAUAACAAAACUCUAAAUAAACUUAGUAUUAACAAAGAUCCAAUAACAUUACUAAAUAAGAUUAAAAAGAAUAUUGCUACAGAACAUCAGAUAAUUAGUGUAUUGAAAUGUAUAACAGGUAACUAUGAGGACAUAUACAUCCACGAGCAAGUGAUAAGUGAAGAUACCCAAAGCACCACUAUCGCCAACCAGGAGGUCUGCAUGAAGACUGGCAAUAACAAUACCAUGGUAGGAAGUCUCUUAGGAUCAAUAUAUUUCAAAGGAAAUGAUAGUUCCGAACCUACAUUAAGAAAUUAUAGUGAUCAGUUCUCAAUAGUUAAAAAUCAAAGAAUUUGUAGAGCAAGCCAUAUUUAUUCACCAUAUGAACUAAUCUCACGUAGUUCUCAUAACAUAUUUCUAUUGAUAGGUCUCAACAUAAAAUUACCAAAGAACUCUAGCUACUUUCAAAACUCUUUAAGAUAUGUUUUAACUAGUUUUGAAAAUAAUCAUGAAUAUUCCUACUCGCUUUAUAAAAGGAAUCUAAUAAAGACUAUUUAA